Vitrella brassicaformis is the source of this 9645-nucleotide messenger RNA. The record is from the annotation of a GenBank genome assembly. Lineage: Eukaryota; Vitrellaceae.
ACAGAGAGAGACAGGCAGUCGUCGUGUGGUGUGUGAGUGUGUAUAUGGCUGGCUGGCUUGCUGUGUCGUAUAGUACCACAUCGAUCGCAUCACAUCACGGGGCACACGACAGCACGACACGACACCCACCGCAUGCAUCAUGAUGGCAUGCACCUCUGCACGCUUGCAUCAACCAAAGCGACGGACGGACGAUAGAUACUCCCUACCUAUACUUAGACACACAUCCAUACAAACAAGACUCACUAAGGAACGGCCAAAAGAGGCUGGCUGGCUCCACCGUCAUCACAUCGAUGCUGGCUGGCUCCGCUAAUUCGACACUAAGGCAGGCAGGCAGGCAGGCAGGCCGCCAUCCCUCACCCAGCCACCACUGCCCCUGACGAUGUCUCGUCAGCUGCACCAUCGUCAGCUGCACCAUCGAGCUCGAUUUCCCACAGGUUGACGCGGCCCUCCUCGCCCACCACAGCGUGGCCACCACCACCACCCAGCGACGUGUCUGUCUUCUCGCGAGUGAGGGUGGUGGUGGUCGGCUGGCCAUCGGCAACAGCGGCAGCAGCCUGGUCGGUGGCUUGUGUCUGGAGGGGCGGUUGUGGGGCGGGAGGGUGUUUCUUCUUGCGGCCUCUGCCGCCGCCGUGUGUCGUGGGGACUUUGUCGUUGGCUGAUGGGUCCCACUCGACGACCACCGACUCCCACAGAUCGCCGGACAAGUCGACCUGACACGACGGACCCAUGAGAACACACACAUCGGAUCGGUGGAUUGGAUGGAUGGGGGGGUGCCUACCUUUCUGACGGUGCCCCCAUACACGAUGGGCUGUCCGUGCAGGUUUUUCCAGGCCAUGCGGAAGCGACGCUGAAUACACACAGAUACACACACACACACCCCAAGGAUGAUUAACGUGACGUGACGCCUCACACAUUUCUCUCCUGCAGUCCACUCACCCCUGGCAUGCAGCCUUUCGACAGAGCCUUCAGCACCCUGACGCACACACACACACACACACACACCCCUUCAUACGGCCCUGCACAAAUGCAUGUGGGUGUUUGUGUCCGUCCUGCUACCUUUUUCUGGGUACAAUAAAGUCGGGCAUGUGGCUGUGCAGCGGCACGCACACCAUGGCGUACCGGCUCUCACUCAUCUGCGGCCCCUCGCACACAGGACCCGACACACCACGAACCGAGCUGCCCGGCCCACCCACACCACCACAUGCACCAUACGGCCCUCGGCGUUUCCUCUUGCCCCUCUCCACACCCACACCCUUUUCGUUGUCCUCUUCCACCAUGGCAGACUCUUGCUUGACGGCGGGAGGGGCCAUCAUCAUCUCAGUGUCGGUCUCUUCUUUCUUGACAUCUACCUUGACACACGGGUGUGGGUGGUGCCGCGCCGCGCCGCUGACCGCCAUUUGCAGCUGCACCGAUUCGGGGGAAGGGUCGGGAGCCUCGCUCGUGACCUCAGAUUUGACGGGUGGCGGUGGUUGGUCGAUCAGCAUCAUGGUGUCUUGCGGCUGCUGUGAAGGCGAGCUUGUAUCGGCCAUGGCCGUGGCGUGGUUGACCACCUCUCUCUCGCUGGCGUCCUCCAUGACGGCAUCUCCAUCCUCAAUGUCGUCACCAGCGGAGGCGAGCACCAGCUGCCCCCGUGUCGACCGUCUUGACGGCGGCAACCUCUCCCUCUCCCUCUCUGUGUGGUGUGUGGGCGACUCGCUGUGGUCCAUUAUUGCCAUCCGGUGGUGCAGCAUCCUGUCCGUCAUGGUCGACCGCCGCUUGCUCCGACGCCGGCCGUCAGCGUCGACCAUCAACGAGUCGCUCGACGCGUUGGCGAGACUGCUCAGCCCGCUCUCCAGCCUGUCGGGGAGACCUCGCGGCUUGUAUGCGCGCCGUCGGCCUUCCUGAGGCGGGGGCGGUGGGAUGACGUUGUCGGGAGAGGGGGAGGGGCAGGAGGAUGGCACGGAUGGCUGUGGCUGGGGCUGUGAUGGAGAGGGGGAGGGGGAUUGGGCGGGGGUCUCCUCUGUGUGAGGGGGCAGCGUGAGCGGCUGAGAUAGCGACGACAGAGACGAAGCGACCGCAUCGGCCUGGCUGGGGUGGCUCCUGACGCAUUGCAUUCAUUCAUACACGCACACAUACAGCGUGAGACGGCGAGUCUCACAGCAGACAGACAGACACCUGUGCUCGGUCGACAAACUCACUCACCGUGGGUUGAAUCUGAGCCAUAUCCUGACAUAAGGAAUCGGCUGGGAGGCCGGCUUGCCCGCAUCCUCACUCUCGAGCGGCUGCAGCGACGCCAGCCGAGCCCUCAACGACAUCAGACCCUCGAACGGCGUCCUGCUGUGCCCAUACUGCGCACCAAACAGCGCCGCCAACCGCUCGGUCUCACUGUCCUCCUCCCCCCUCGCCCGCGGCACCAAGCCGGUCACCCCGGGAUGGUAAAACACCUUGACGACCUCCGCCUCUUCGAUGUGGCCGGAGUGGUGAGGCACUGAGUGCUCGAUGGGGUAUGGCGGGGCGUGGUGGGCGUGCGAGCGUCUGUGGUAGUGCUUGUGGGUGAAGUGGGUGAUCUGCAUGGCGUGGCCGCUCCUGAAGUAGAAGACGCGGGUGUCCUCUGUGGGGAUUUCGACGAAGGGGGCGGCGGCCAAGGAGAGGGUGGGGAGGGGGAAGAGCAGCGCCGUCUCGCGGCAGUGCUGAUAGCCCGUCCUAUCGGUCACGUUGAUCAGGUUCCUCAGCUUCACAUCGUCGAGCGCCAGUGUGUGCCACGCAGAUGCAAUCACCCCGACAUGGUCAAGCGCCUCCCAUCCCUCCGAAGCCUCCCCCACACCCUCCUCCACACGGCGUGAAGGCGCGUCAGCGAGUAUCAGUCGGCUGGUGUCGUUGAGGAGCUGCAGCCACGCCUGUGGUCGGAAUGGCGGCCAUGGGGAUGUGGGUGUGGAUGCGGCGGUGCGGUGUGUGCUGCGCAGGGACGAGAGGUAGGGGUGGGUGUCGAAGAGGUUGUUGAGGUAGACCAGACAGGUGCGAGUGGGCGCCUGACAGACAGACAGACAGACAGGCACAGAGAGACUGACUGAUGGAUGCAGGCAUCUCUCUGUGUGUCUGUGUGUGUGUGUGUGUGUGAAUGCACUCAUACCAUGACUUGUUGUGGUGUGAUGCCUUGCUGCUCGUAGACGGGCCAUCUGGCGACCCACUCACACAUGUCGCGAAUCGGCUGCAGCCACUCGUCCUACACGCAGACACACGAAAGGAGCGCCACUCUCAUGACAUUUUUCGCCGUUCCCCAUCGUCCCGACCCCACCAAGAACUGCCUGACGGCUUCAUCCAUCGUCUUCUUCUCCUCCCGUUGGUUGUCCAGUGCGUCGGCUGCCUCCCUCCACAGGUCAUAGCACAUCGGCACCAGCACCAGCUUCUCCACCUCGAGCAGAUGGUGCACCACCGCCAUUACACGCAACACCCACCACGGACGAGCCGCCUCAACAUGAUCGCGGUGACGAUGGUGACCCACCCUCCGUGUGGCCAGUGGUGCGAUGGGCUCGGGGGUGUGUGUGCUGUCCGCCACACCGUUGGCCUUUUCCUUGCCGUUGUUGUCUUCUGGGGGCCUGGGUGUGGGGACGUCGGCAGUGGCUGACGAGUGGGUGUGGGAGGGGGGGUGCGAGGGGGGGCGCUUCCGCCGCUGAAGCGUGGCCUCUUGGACGGUCGUCAGGGCCUUCUUAAGAGCAGACUCUCUGCACGCAAAAAGGAAAGUAAGACAAUAAGACAACAAGACAACACGCACGCACACGCGGACACGACACGGCCGCUGUGUAUCUGUGGACAAACGUCGCUUCUCCCCCCUGCUCACCGUUUUGUGACGCUCGAUAGCGAUGCAAUGAGCUGCUGCAGCCGCCCCAUGCCCCCAUCCUCAUCGAGAUCGAUGUACCCCCAGCACCCGCCAUACGCCUCGCUCGCACUCGCGCUCUCGCCGCCCUCGUGCGCCCCCAGCGGCCCCCUCACAAACCGCUCUCUCUCGCCGUCACGCACGGCCGAUGAGAUGCCUCUCCGAGAGUCGAAAAUGCGGCCUCUCUGACCGAGACGGCCGACGGGCUCUUUUGACGAGGGUGAGGGGGAUCUGCUUGUGGGUUGCUGCUCGGUGGUGGUGGUGGUGGCGGUGGUGUCGUCUUCGGUGCUGUUGGGCAUGAGCUUCUUGCGGAGGAUUCUGAUGAGGGCGUCGGUGUCUUGCAUAUCGUCGCGGCGCCACUCUGUGCCUGAAGGUCGGUCCAGCUCCACCCAGACCCGGCUGCAGCCCAUCUCAGCACCGAAGUAGAAGUACCUGCAAGUGAGAGCAUCCAGCCAUCGAUGCAGGCGUCUUCUGUGUGUCUGUUGCUGCUCACCGAUUGAGGUAUCUGUCCUGGCCGAUCGGCUCGGCCCGCACAGCGAGGUCAGGGGCGUGGCUCAGCACCCGCAGCACCGGGUGGUCUUCCGUCGGAGCCUCCUCGAUGUUGUCCUUCUCCUUGUCCUUGUCGGCCUCUCCCUUCUUGGCCUUUCCCUUGCUGAGAUCAAGGAAGGGUAUCCAGCCAUGGCGACUGCCCACGCCGUUCCACGCCUCCUCGGCCAUCGACCCACCAGCUAUCUGACCAAUGACGCGCUCCCCCUCCUCCCCCAAAGCUGCGAGCAGAUCCGCCCGCUUCAUGUGGCCGCUGGGCGCUUUGGGCGGCGGGAUGAUGUCAUCCUCGUCUCUGGUGUCCUGAUGGGGCGGGGGAGGGGGCGUGAGGAGGCUCUCUGGCGGGGGAGGGAUGGUCAGUGUGGCUUGGUCGCUGAGGACGCCGUUCGGCUGCGCCUCGCUCGUCUUCGGUGACGUGUCGGUCUCCAUGGCAACGGGCGACUCGUCCAGCAAGGAGGAUCUGCUCCGCCCACGACCUGCCUUCGGCUUGGCCUUGGCCCGCCCUCUCUUGGUUGUGCCGGCCGGCUUGCCUCGUUUGGCGCUCUGGCUGCCUCUGUUGACUGAUGGGGAUGCCUGUGGUGUGGAGGUGGCGCGCUGCAGCUGAGGACUGGGGGUGGGCGGCUGAGAGGGGGCGUCCGACGCGGCGGGCUGGUUGGUGUCACCACCCUUGUCAGCCCCACCACCACCGGCAGCUGCAGCUGUGGUGUCUUUGUCUUUGUCCUUUUUGUCCCGGUCCCUUUGCUGCUUGGGGAAGAUGAGCUUCUGGAUGUCCAGUUGGAGGUCGGUGCGAAGGCGGAGGUAGUCCUUGUAGAGAGGGAGGGAGGGGGAGCCGCAGGCCACCUCGUCCAGCAGCCACUGGAAGGUCAGAAGACGGUCCACCACACUCAGAGAGGAAUAGCCACCACAGCUGGCGACCAGAGAGAGAGAGAGAGAGAGAGAGACAUCCAUGCGUGUAUGUGUGCGUGUGUGGGGCUGUGUGCGUGUGGGUGUGGGUGGCGUACUUGAGCUUGACGAGAAUGUUGUGGUAUCUCUGUGGCGGGUCGAGCCCUUUGCUGAUGGCCUUAUCCUCGUCAAACUCGAAGUGGUACUCACGAUCGCCCUCCUCCUUCAGCCCCCCGACAGCCCUCGUCUCUCUCACUGCCGCCGUGGCCGUCUCAUCCCCCUCCCUCUCUCUCUCCCUCUCCCUCUCCCUCUCGCCCUCCUGCUGCUCGUCAAUGCUGUUAGUCUCUUCCUCCAUCAUCACAUCGCCAUCUGGGUCGUCAGAGCGCUCUCUCUUGCCUCUGUCCGCUCCACCCCCACCGCCCCCCACUGCCCUUGGCGUGUACAUGGCGUCGAAGAGCACCCCCUGCAGCACCGCUGGCCACGUCAGCUCGCUCAGCCAGUGCUGCCACCCGUCCGCACGAGCGAAGAACCAGUGACUCAGGAGCCGCUUGGUGAAGGUGUGCAGGGGUCCCGUGUUGAUGGUGCUGUCGGCCCCCUUCUCCUGCUGCCGCUGCAGGAGCUCGCGAGAGAGCAUCCACGACCGGAUCGGCGCUUGGGAGAUGCGCAGGAACGGCGGGAUGGCACCGCUGGCAAGGCUUGUUGUUUUCCUCUUCUCUCUCCUCUCCUUGUCUGCGGCGGCCUUGUUGACCUUCCCUCCGCCCUCCUUGCUCCUCCCCUCAGCGGCAGCAGCAUCUUCCUGCGGGGAGAUGCUCCACAGGUAGAGGUUGAGCAGCCGACAAGCCAGCUGAUCCAAUAAAGGCGGCCGCAGGUGCGCGACCAGCAUCACGUCAAUGGGCGUGUCCUUGGUGACGCCGGGCGUCGACACACCAGCAGCAGGAGCAUGAGGGGGGAGGGGUGUGUCGACAAGGGCUGUCUGGAAGUCUUGCAGAGAGAGGGGUGGGUGUGAGGGGGGCGAGAGGAUGAGUGCCUGUGGUGGUGGUGGUGAGGUGGCGGAGGUCGGCUCUCUGGAGGGGUCGGGGAUGAAGGCAUUCAGUUGGAAGUCUAACAUGCCCCGGAAGGUCCGGCAAAACUCCCUGUGAGUGACAUCAAAUCAAAGGCAAAACCGAGACAGCCAGUGUCAGUGGGUGCAUCUGUCUGUUGGGGUGUGCUGACUGGAAGACUGACCAGAUCCCGAUGAGUGGCGUGUGGGGGUAGAUCUUCACAGGCAGCUUUAGCGCCAUAGGAAACGACUGUCGGUCGUUGAGCGAUAUCUCGAGCUCGUCCCCCUCCUCCUUGCCAGGCAUCCGGCGAACCCUCCGAGCGCUGCCGCUGGUGCUGGUGGUUGCUGCCGCCUUCCCACUGGUUGUGGCGGUUGCUCUCUUGCGCCCCUUGGUCACCCACUUCUCGCUCCGCGUGUGGAGCGUCUGCGCAAAAGCCGUGCCCGCCAACGUAGCCGCCAUGGUGGCUCCCGCAUCCGCGGGAGGAGCAUCGUUCCCAUCUGGGCCUGCCGGCUUUCCGCUCUCCUGUGUGGGUAUGGGCGCCUCGAUGUCUUUCAGCUGGCUGUGCAGGAAGUCGCUCAUCUCGUAGAUGUCCUCUUCACUCUGCAGGCCGGACACAUAGAGCGGCUCCCCCCACCCAGUCAUAUUGGGGUCGGCCUGGCCGCCGGAAGAAGACGACUGAGAGGGCUGCUGGUGGUGGAUCGGUGCGGGGGUGGUGAGCUUGCCGACGAGGUGGCGGUAGGUGACGUUGGGCCUGUGCAGGAGGGCUUUGACGAUGCGCGUGACGACGGCGAACUUGAGCUUGGCUGACUGGAAGGUGGGGCCGUAGUCGGGGUGGACGAGGCCGCUGUCGAUGCGGUACCAUGUGUCGCUGUCGGACACCAGCCACAGAGACGGCUCGUCCUUCCAAGACAGGCCGUAGUCGAUGCACCUGAGUGUACCACACACGCACGUGGAGAGAGGGAGAGAGGGCAUGUGUGUGGCGGUAUUCUCUGCUUGUACAUUCAUUGUGUGAAGUUACCAGUCCGCGAUGCGCGCCUUGACAGGUAUCCACGGCAUCAGUGGUGGCGAGGUCGGCGGCUGGCCCGCACCGGCACCGCCACCACCAUCACCAUCCUUGCCCUUGUUGUGGUCAUCUCCGCCGCCCUCUGCCUGCUCUCUCUGCCCCGGCUUGUCUUUGUCUUUCUCUCCGCCAAUCUCACCCUCGACACCUAUGUCCCUGGUUGCUGUUGCUGCUACACCACCCUCUUGCUGCUGCUGCUGCUGCUGCUGGUUGUCAGGUUUGGUGUAGUUGAAGGGCACCAGAUGGGCGUACAACCACAGCUUGCCCUUCUGCUCUGCGUCAUCCUACAUUAACACAUCAACACACACAGAGGAGAUGAAACGCGCCAAGUGUGUUGGCCCCACUCACCCUACCUACCAGGGACUCGAUCGGGGCGAACUGGCCCGCCUCGUCCCGCACACAGAAGUUGCUGACAAGCCUGGUCAGGUUGCCGUCAGGCGUCCUCAUGCUGUAUUGCCACGCCAAGCCAUCACCCACCUCGCCCUCGGCACGGUAUACCACGCCCUUGCCGUCCGAGAGGGGCAGGAAAGGUGGCAGGAGGCCCUUGCGCCGCUUCCACACAGGCGAGUCGGAGGACACGCGCACACCAUUGCUCUGAUUCUGAUCCUGGUCGUUGUCUCGCUUGCUCUUGCUGCCGCCGACUCCGCCUUUUCCUCUCGUGGCCUUUCUCUUGCCCCCGGCAGCCACCGAAUACGACUCAUCAGACGCGCUGCCGCUGCCAGCCCCUCCACCACCAGCACCAUCCUGGCUCGAAUGACCACCACCUCCAUCGCUUUGCCCGUCGCCACCCUGCCUCUGCCGCUUUCCCUCGCCCAUUGGUUCAUCCUCGGCCGCCCUGUCCUUGAUGAGACGCGCGGGCGGGUGCGAUGUCCGGAACGACCGACCGUUGGGGUCCCUGCCCCUCGGACGCUGCAGCUGGCCGCUCAAAUGCAGUGGCGACGACUCACGUGAGCUCGUGUCGCCGACAUCUGCCUCCUGCUGCCGCCGUGGCGGGGGCCGCUUGGGUUGCGGCCGGUCCAUCGCGGGUCUGGAUGGGGGUCGGUGAGUGGCCGACCCGCGACCUCUCCCCGCCGCCCGUGGCUUGCUCGAUGCCUUUGUUGAUGCCUUGCUCGACGCCUUGUUGCUUGGCGGCUUCCGCGGGGGCGGCGGGGGGGAACGGAGCAUCGUGGGCAGACGAAUGGCGCGGAACGAUGGCCUGACACAUCACAUCACACCAAUGCAUUUUUGUACACACGUCGUUUCGCCCCCCAAUCACAAAAACAAUCUCCCUCUGACUGACUGACUGACUGACUGACCGACCUUCCAAAAGUGACGAACGUCGCGGGCAGCGGCCGCAUCGAUGCCGUCGUGGCAGUGGGCGGCCGCAUCGCUGGCGCUGUCGCUGUCGCCGGUGGCCGCAAUGUCGGUGCUGCUCCUACUGCUGCUGUCGUCGAUGCCAUCAUGGGGAAGGGGUGGAAUGGCGAUGGGUACAUGAAUGGCUGGGCGAACAUCUGCGGUGGGACGAGGGGAGGACGCAUGGGCGGCCGGCCAGAGCCAGAACCAGGACCAGAACCAGCCAGAGAGGGAGAAGGGGAUGGUGCGGGGGGCCGGGGAGGAGCACCACCAGAUGCAUCACCGCUCGCAGCAGGAGGGCGGUUGAAGGAAGAGGGGCUCGGGUGAUGCAUACUCAGUCAGCGAUGCGGACGGGGAGCCAACACACACACCUGAACCGAACCAGUCAGGGGAACAGACAGACACAUAACAUUCACACAGACAGUCAUGCACUCCAUCUGCAAUUGAGUGGGUGCACUGCAAACACCCUUAUUGCAUUGCAACCUGCCUCUCCGCUCACCGUCGGGCGGCCGCACAGCAAGAUCAGCACCUUCGCAGCAGCACAAGACGUCUGGUCCUCCACGCCCCCCACUGCAGUGUACUGUCCCGAAUCGGUCCCGUUUGCCGUCCUCAAGUGAUGAUGGCACCCCUCCCGACGAGCACAGCGCCGCGAGAGAGACACUACGGUGUAUGCGCCUCGCCUCGCCGUCCGGCCGUCGAUUCGCGGCGGCAGGCAGAUCAGCUGCACUCGAGGAUGGGCGUCAGUAGCUGGUGAGCUCAAACUGGCAGGGAGUCGGGGAAGGGGAGAAGGGCGAAGCAGAUGAGACGCGCUGGACGGCCGAUGGGCGACAGAUUGGCUCGCAUGACGAUGGAACUCUUGAGCUGAUAUGCAAUGCUGGACACACUCGUGGGAUGAGGCUGACGAACGACACCGCAACAGCAGCGGGACUUCCCUG